Messenger RNA from Girardinichthys multiradiatus, 3412 nucleotides. RefSeq names its product WASP like actin nucleation promoting factor a (gene wasla). The record is from RefSeq and is a predicted model, not a curated record. Gene Ontology annotation, molecular function: actin binding; small GTPase binding. Gene Ontology annotation, biological process: actin filament organization; regulation of Rho protein signal transduction. The coding region runs from base 533 to 2140 and encodes 535 amino acids. Gene Ontology annotation, cellular component: plasma membrane. Lineage: Eukaryota; Metazoa; Chordata; Actinopteri; Cyprinodontiformes; Goodeidae. The transcript is spliced from 11 exons.
GGGAAUAAACACAGCCACGCUUCGUUACGGCUAAAGAAAACAUUCGCACACAAGUUGCUGUUCAAAUUUAUUCAAACUAUGUCUUAGUGAGUAUUGUUGUGAUGACGUGUUCACCUAAUGUGUGUGAGAAGUGAGGCUGAGAGAGUUUGUUCAAAGCACCAAUCUCCCCCCGCUCCCUGAUAAAGGGGUCGUGUGCCUCCUUCUGCCAUGUUGGAUGCAUCCACAGCUCCUGAGGCUGCUGGACUUCCCGAAUAAAAGUUGCGUGUUUCUUCAACUCCGGACAUUUACAGACUACGUAUUUUCAUAUUUCCAGCAAGCAGAUAAUAUAACGAGCUUUCCCAAGCAGAAACCAUCUUGGAACAUAAUCCGCGCCCUUCUGGUCGGUCCCUCUGGCCGAAGUGGGACUGAGCGGAGAUGGUUGCAGGCCACAGCAACCGGAGACCGCAUGAAAUUUCUGUCCUGAGGAGAGAAGGUUAAGGCCAGUUCCACCAGAAGCGCACCGUACCCGGGGAGUCUAAGCGAAUUCGGAGCCAUGAACAGUCAUCCCCCGCCCCGCAGGGCUGUGAACGUCGGCUCCCUGCUCCUCACCCCGCAGGAGAACGAGUGUCUGUUCGGCUACCUGGGCAGGAAAUGCGCAACCCUUUGUUCAGCGGUGGUGCAGGUGUACCGGGCCGAGCGGAGCUACAAGUGGGUGAAAAGGUGCUGUGGAGUGGCGUGUUUGGUCAAAGAUAACCCUCAGAGAUCUUACUUCAUCAGAGUGUUUGACAUCAAGGAAGGGAAAACCAUGUUUGAACAAGAACUCUACCACAACUUCUCCAUCAGCAGCCCCAGACCGUACUUUAUCACUUUUGCAGGGGACAGCUGUCAGGUCGGUUUGAACUUUGCCAGUGAAGAAGAAGCCAAGCGGUUCAGAGUGGCCGUCAGCGACCUGCUCAACCGGAGGCAACGGAAAACAGAGAAAAGAGGUGACCUGAGAAAUGGUCCAGCUCUGCCCAUGGCCACAGUGGACAUCAAGAAUCCGGAGAUCAACAACAUCCGAGUCCAUAACUCCCACAGCCACCAUCAGCCUUACCACCUCAACAACAUGCUGAGUCACAGCGCUCUGAUCCGGAGGGACAAGAAGACCAAAGGAAAGAAGAAGAAGCUGACCAAGGCCGACAUCGGCACGCCCAGCAACUUCCAGCACAUUGGCCAUGUGGGUUGGGAUCCAAAUACAGGUUUUGAUCUAAACAACCUGGACCCUGAGCUGAAGAACCUGUUUGACAUGUGCGGGAUCUCCGAGGCUCAGCUGAAGGACAGAGAGACAUCUAAAGUCAUCUAUGAUUUCAUUGAGAAGAAGGGCGGGGUGGAGGCCGUCAAAGACGAGCUGAGGAGGCAGGCACCACCUCCACCCCCGUCUCGGAGUGGCGCCCCUCCUCCCCCACCACCACCACACAACACAGCCCCAGCCCCACCGCCGCCACCACCACCGUCCAGAGGGAGCAGAGGAGCCCCUCCUCCACCUCCUCCGUCCAGAGCGCCUGUUUCCGCUCCUCCCCCACCUCCUCCCUCAAGACCAGGAGCUCUUGGUGCCCCACCUCCUCCUCCUUCUAGAGGAGGUCAUCAGCCACCUCCCCCUCUUCACCAUCACCAUCAGCAGCCUCCUCCUCCUCCCCCUCCAUCAUCUUCCACCGCCCCUCAAGCUCCUCCACCUCCCCCUCCCAUUCUUGUCCAACCAUCUUCUGCAAGCUCUGCACCUGCCCCACCACCUCCUCCUCCUGGUCCUCCUCCUCCCCCAGAGGUGGAUGGCAUUGGUGGCGGUGAAGACUCUUCUCAGGCUCCUAACAUAGGCGGCAAGUCUGCUCUGCUGGAGCAGAUUAGAGGGGGAACCCAGCUGAAGAAGGUGGAGCAGAACCACAGGGCUCCGGCCUCCAGCACAGGUCGAGAUGCCCUGCUGGACCAGAUCCGACAAGGAAUCCAGCUCAAGACUGUAUCAGAUCAUCCAGAAUCUGGUCCCCCGACACUGGCUCCAGCUGCAGGGAUUGUUGGAGCCCUAAUGGAGGUUAUGCAAAAGAGGAGCAAAGCUAUCCAUUCCUCAGAUGACGAUGAGGAUGAAGACGAGGAUGAUGACUUUGAGGAUGAUGAAGAGUGGGAUGACUAGUGAAAACGUCAACCUUAGCCUCCCCCCGCCCCACUUCACUAGCCUUGCACCUACCGCCGACACUAAAAUCUCCUAAAAAUCUUCCAGAACCUGACUACACUAAGUAAUGUAAAUGUUGUUUGAGUUUGUUGUAUAUUUAUUUUUGCUUUUUUUAAAAAAAUGAUUAUUCCAAUUAAUCUGUGCAAUACCUCACCAGUUAAACUGUUCCAUUCAUCACAUACCCCUGUGGUAAAAUCUCCUCUCCUUCUCUUGUGUCAAUAGAAAGCACCUAAAUGCAUCAUUAGCAUAGUGCAAAGACUCAAGCAGCUAGUUUUCUUUCACCAAGUAACAGAAGGGGUAACAUAUUCUGCAUUGAGAGGAGCUGGAGUUGGUUGUGCUUCAUGGGAUUUAUUCUGUUACAUUUCAUUGCCUGAGAAAGUUUAAAGGGACAAUUUUCCAAGGAAACAGGCAGGAAAAUCUGUGUUUUUGUGUGAAAUGUCAGUUAACACUGUUAUCUUAUCACCUUUGUUCUUCUUAUCUUUACCGCUCUACUGUUUCUCAUUUCCUUCUGAAGGUGUAGUUUAGAGAUCUUUUUGUGUUAUAGUUCUACUUGCUGACCAAACGGCGGCCACUCGGUCGCCUCGUGUGGAUCUUUAACUUUCAUUUUUCACUUGAUUAAAAGGUUUUGUUGUUUGUUUGUUUUUUUGCAGUUUGUUGGGUUUUUUACUUUGUGUGUUUGUCGGUAAUAGAUUCAUACAGUAGGGUAGACAGUAGGAUACACUGACUUUGAUAUAAGAAGACAAACAAGGUUUGAGUUACAGACUUAUUUUGUUUCACACACUUGAUAGCUUAUAUAAUGGGACCUUUUGUUUAGCUUUCAUUUGUUCUGCAACAUCCCAUUAAUCUGUAGCAUUAUCAGUCUCACGUCAUUUAAAGAAAACAAGUUAAAAUGGCAUUUUUCAUCUCUUAAGAAACUGAUUUUAUGCAAUGCAACUGCAAAUGCCCUACGGCAAAUACUAGACAAAGCAAAUAAUAAUGAACCAAAUGUGGCAUUUUCAAGCAGCUCGUGGCUUUGGCAAUACCUGUGAUCCUUUAUCUGCAAACAGUGUAAAGAAAUAAGCAGUUUUCCUGUCUGUCCUAAGUUUUUACUGUCCUACAGUGAGGCCUAAUUCUGCAUCAAGAAGCCAAGAUAUUGACAUAAAGCCUGUGAAAACGUUCGGGUGGGAAUGGGACGGAUGGGGUCAGUGAGAAUAUUAAAUUGUAUACCUGAAUAAAUGCUAUUAUUUACAGAGA